GCUGCGUACCGACGUGUCGGGGUACCGUGUACGCCGCGCGCAGUGCGUGCCCGCUUACAUGUGUCGGCUGGGUGUUGGUUAGGUUAUAUACCUGCCACCUGCAUCCCUUCUUCUCCAUUACCCACCACCGCGGUGUCAUCUGCCUCCUCUCCAUCUACACGCAUAUUCUUCCACGGCCGGACCGUUCACGCCCUCCCCCAUCCCCACGACUAUCACGACAACGGCGUUCAGCAUGGAAUCUACACUUGGCUCUUCCCCUCUUCUCUGCCGCCCAUCGACCCCGUCGACCCGCGACGACAGCCCGAUCGUCCGCAUGCCGAAGCAAUGGCUGCAGGACGCCCACGAUGCCUUGCAGGCCGUCGAGCGCCAGCUGCGCGAGGCGCAGAGCGGUGCCAAGCACCUCUCCCGCGCACUAGACGACGCUGACGAGCGGGCCCGCGACGCCGAGCGCAGAGCCAAGGAGGCCGAGCGCCGCACGAGCGAGGCGGAGGCGCAUGCCCACGAGGCCGAUGACCGCGCCGCGACCGCUGCAGAGCACGCAGAACAGGCGGAAGCCUCGAUGCGCGAGGCAGCCGCGCGGGCCGACGAGGCGGAAGGCCGCGCCUGGGACGCCGACGCACGAGCGAAGGAGGCUGACGCGCGCGCCCAGACGGCAGAGGAGCAGGCCGCCAGCGCAUCAGCGCGCGCCGAGGAGGCCGAGCGAAAGCUUGAGGAGGAGAAGCAGGCCGCGGCGGCGCGGAUACAGGAGCUCGAGACGCAGCUGGCGGGCCUGCGGACGUAUCAGGAGAAGGCGGAGGACCGCGUGAAGGCGCUCGAGCAGUCCAACGCGGAGCUCGAGGGGGAGAACAAGGAGCUCACCGCGUCGAAGAACGCCCUCGAGCAGGCGAAGAAGGAGCUCAUGGAGCGCCUGGCCAUCUCCGCUUUCAAGGACGGUCGCAAGCCCGAGCUCUCUUCGACGACGCCGGCAGCGACACCUGGUCUGCGCACGUUCCCUUCGUUCUUCGGAAAGUGGGGAAAGGGCGGCGAGGCUUAAUUGGAGAGGGAGGCGAUGGACUCUGCAGGUGUAUCAUAGACCACUAUUGUGUAU
Messenger RNA from Schizophyllum commune H4-8, 1087 nucleotides. RefSeq lists its product as uncharacterized. The record is from RefSeq and is a predicted model, not a curated record. Lineage: Eukaryota; Fungi; Basidiomycota; Agaricomycetes; Agaricales; Schizophyllaceae. The transcript has 3 exons. The coding region runs from base 233 to 1033 and encodes 266 amino acids.